ACGACCGUUCUCGGCGUGUAAUUUAAGCGUAUUGUUCACUAAAAAAAUCAUAUUAUUAUUAGCUUUGCAAGCGCGAGAACUCGUCGUAGAUCCACGUAAUCACGAGCAGUGGUGAAUACACGAACAAUAUCGAAACAUGGCUAAUACUAGUACAACAAAAAUUCUAAAGUGUGUAAACCAGUUUGCAUCACUGACUAGAAACUAUGGAACUGCUAAGAGAGUUGUGGCUGCUAAACCAGUUGUCGAGAUGGAUGGUGAUGAGAUGACACGCAUCAUCUGGGCUAAGAUCAAAGAGAGACUGAUAUUUCCAUAUGUUAAGGUGGAUUGUCUUUACUUUGACUUGGGCCUCCCGCAUCGUGACGCCACUGAUGAUCAGGUCACCAUCGACUCAGCGCAUGCCAUUCUAAAGCAUAAUGUGGGCAUCAAAUGCGCUACUAUCACACCUGAUGAACAAAGAGUAGAAGAGUUCAAGUUGAAGAAAAUGUGGCUAAGCCCGAACGGAACGAUCCGUAACAUUUUGGGCGGUACAGUAUUCCGCGAACCGAUAUUGUGUCAGAGUAUCCCGAGGGUUGUGCCUGGUUGGACGAAACCUAUUGUGAUAGGCCGUCAUGCGCACGGCGACCAAUACAAGGCGCAAGAUUUUGUUGUACCGAAACCCGGAAAGGUUGAACUUGUUUACACUACACGAGAUGGUACGACAGAGAGGCGUGUAUUAUAUGAUUUUAAAACUCCGGGCGUUGCUAUGGGCAUGUACAAUACCGACGAAUCGAUUCGGUCCUUUGCCCAUUCCAGUUUUCAGGUAGCUUUACAGAAAAAAUGGCCUCUAUACCUGUCUACGAAGAAUACCAUUUUGAAACGUUACGAUGGUCGUUUCAAAGACAUUUUCGAAGAAGUUUUUCAGAGUGACUACAAGACUAAGUUUGAUGAAGCCAAGAUAUGGUACGAGCAUCGUUUAAUUGACGACAUGGUGGCACAGGCUAUUAAGGGAUCAGGUGGCUUUGUUUGGGCCUGCAAAAACUACGACGGAGAUGUGCAGUCCGAUAUUGUUGCUCAGGGUUACGGGUCAUUGGGAAUGAUGACAUCAGUAUUGAUGUGUCCCGAUGGCCGUACCGUGGAAUCCGAAGCGGCGCACGGGACGGUGACACGUCACUACCGUAUGCACCAGCAAGGCAAGCCGACAUCGACUAACCCGGUCGCUUCUAUCUACGCCUGGACAAGAGGUCUUGCACACCGGGCCAAAUUAGACGAGACUCCAGAAUUGGAGCGCUUCGCUCUAGCCCUCGAAGAGGCGUGCGUCGAGUGCAUCGAUAGCGGUAAAAUGACAAAAGAUUUGGUUAUUUGUAUACACGGAUUGGCGAACACGAAAGAAGGUAUGUUUUUACACACCGAAGAUUUCCUGGAGGCGAUCGCCGAGCAGCUGGAACGCAAGUUGGGCGGCAAAUAAAAACACACAAUCACCUAUAAACAACACCCCGUAGCUGAACAUUGGUACCCAGGCCGUGAUUCUGUUGUUGCAUCCCCGAAUUAUGUAUACCUUUUUUUUUACGCUCAUAUUGCUCGGCCCUGCUUUUUUUUCCUACCUAAGCUGAUAGCCUUGAGAGGCUAUUUCAGCGUAACCUUAAC
This is a messenger RNA of Bombyx mandarina (wild silkworm), 1623 nucleotides long. Its product is annotated as isocitrate dehydrogenase [NADP], mitochondrial. Gene Ontology annotation, molecular function: NAD binding; isocitrate dehydrogenase (NADP+) activity; magnesium ion binding. Gene Ontology annotation, cellular component: mitochondrion. The record is from RefSeq and is a predicted model, not a curated record. Gene Ontology annotation, biological process: NADP+ metabolic process; isocitrate metabolic process. NCBI's taxonomy places the organism in Eukaryota, Metazoa, Arthropoda, Insecta, Lepidoptera, Bombycidae.